GCAUAAAGCCAAACGUUUUGGCUGUGCUCUUCAGUAGAUAAAAGAAAGAAAGACAGCUAGAGCGAUAGAGAGACAGUAAGGGAAACAGAGGUAAAUGUAAGAAAGGCAGAGACAGAUAGAGAGACAAUAGGAAAGAUAGAGACAGAGAGACAAACAGAGCGACAGAGAGAGACAGGCAGAGCGAUAGGAGGGAGGCGGACAAAAGAGACAGAGAGAUAAUUGCGUGUGUGCAUGUUUAUUGCGACGCACAUGUGAGUGGUUAUUGUAUUGAACGUUCGCAUUUUCUUCAUCCCAUCCUCUGUCGUAUCUUUUCUCUCCUCUUCCGCACACACACACGCGCACGCGCGCGCGCCUUAUGCUUUGACAGAAUUAACAAGAAUCUGGUCGUGUGAGAGACAUCGUGCUGUAACAUUCUCUAUUUGCUGCUGUCGUUUCCUCACGUUUUAUGCGAAUUACAAACCAAUAAUCACAUCGAUAGCUUCGAUAUAUCAUCGAAACCAAUCAACUGUUGUACAAUAAUAAUAAUAAUAAUAUAUUUGCGCGCAUGUGUAUGUACGAUCAUGCGUGCUUCUAAGCACUCAACAGUAUUUUCAACUGUUAGUUCUAUUCACGUUCAUAUAUCCAUAGUUUCUCACGCUCUCUCACUCUCUCUCACUCUCUCUCUCUCUCUCUUUCUCUCUAUCUAACAAUAUAUCCAUACUGAUAUACAUACGCUCGUAUGUAUAUUCAUAUAUAAGUAUAUAUACGCACACAUUCAGAUCUGUACAUGCACACACAUGCACAUUGUGUAUACGUAACUCGAUGUAAAUACUCACAACUGUACCUCUCACCCUCACCCUCGCCCUCUUCUUCUUUCAUUUUCUCUUUUUCAUUCUCUUUCGUUUUCUCUCUUAUUCUCUCUUAUUUUCUCUCAUUCUCUCGUUCUCUCAUUCUCUCGUUCUCUUGCUCUGUGUCUUCACCGAUAAUACAUAAUUAUAUACACUUGUACCCAGCAUGCUAUAAUAAACUUAACAUACAUUUCACAUGGAAUAAUCAAAGUCACUUGUAAUUCUUGGAGACAUUCCUGCAGCUGGAAAAGAAAGGAUAAACCCAUCACUACCGACUUCGCUUCUGCUGUCAACUCUGUAUUUUACUGACCGUUCUUGGAUAUAUCGGCGGCGACACAGAGUUGAUUUCUCCAGCACUCCAAAUAGAAGCCACAUUCCACUCUCAGCUCCACACUCCACUCCACCUUACAUCUUCUACCAAAGCUGUUUAAUGCUUCUAUUGCUGGCUCCAGUCUUCCAGUAGAAUCAUCCGACCAUGAGCGAUUGGGGAGUAAUUGUUCUGGUUGUCAUAGUGAUCGGUGCCUUGGCUGGAGGGAUUGCCAUGUUACUUCGAUUGUACGGCAUCUACAACCUAACCUCUUGCUUUGCCUAUGGAGAGGAGAAAGCAGUUCUAACGAAGAACGAACAUUACAAUGGCUAUAUGGUGAGCUCUGAAAAUGAUUUCGUCUUGGACACCAGUGGUAAAUUCGUCCAGUACGACACGCUUCAAAGCGACCCAAAGUACAUGAAUAUGGCUAAUGAUUCCCCACCCCGGGAAGAACAGAGCCCUGGGGGCAGCCCCAGCUCUCAACCAUCAACAUCUGUAGCUUCUGACUUUGAACUCGGUCAUGGCAUCAAACGUGCUGAAUCUUGUGAGAGCGUUGCCUCCGAUUGUUCAGUCUUUGAUAUGCAGCCAGACAUGCCGAAAAUCGGUCAGUUAGAAUUUGCUAUUGAAUACGACAGGGAAGUGGCUGAGCUGGUACUUAGUAUUAUUCAAGCCAAAGACUUGGAGCCGAAUCAGUUCACAGGAUCUUUGGACACCUACAUACGGGUGAUGAUGCUUGGGGACAGAACUACCAAGUUCUCUACCAAAGUCCAGAAGAACACAACUGACCCAGUGUAUAAAGAACGGUUCCUGUUCAAUGUGGAAUCGACCCACUUGGAAUCAAAAAUCAUUCAGUUCCAGGUGUUUUCGGUGGAUAAAUAUGCCAGACAUAAAGUUAUUGGUGAAAGUGAGAUUAAAAUGGGAGACAUUGAUUUAAGAGUACCAAUAAAAAUGUGGCUGAAUCUCAGAGAUUUGGACGAGAGACAUGCCGAGUUUGGAGACAUCCUGUUUUCCUUGAGCUACCUCCCAACAGCGGAACGGUUAACCAUUGUGAUUGUGAAGGCCCGUAACUUGAAAUGGAUGACAAGCAAAGAUAUUGGAGAUCCGUUUGUGAAAGUCUAUCUUCUUCAAAAUGGUAAGAAAAUUAACAAGAAGCGAACAACAGUGAAACGUUCUGAAACAAAUCCUAUUUUCAAUGAAGCUAUGAUAUUUUCUGUACCAGCAUCAGCUCUCUCGACUGUCCAACUUCGUAUCACAGUGGCUGAAGUAAUGUCAGACAACCGAACACCAUCUUUGGGUCAUGUGAUUGUCGGCAAUAGCACCUCUGGAACGGAAUUAUCUCACUGGAACCAAAUGAUGACAUCUCUCCGUAAACCAGUUGCUAUGUGGCACAAUUUAAGAAAAUAAACUUUUAGAAGAAUUUUUA
This is a messenger RNA of Octopus bimaculoides (California two-spot octopus), 2557 nucleotides long. Its product is annotated as synaptotagmin-12. Gene Ontology annotation, biological process: synaptic vesicle endocytosis; calcium ion-regulated exocytosis of neurotransmitter. Lineage: Eukaryota; Metazoa; Mollusca; Cephalopoda; Octopoda; Octopodidae. Gene Ontology annotation, cellular component: plasma membrane; exocytic vesicle. The record is from RefSeq and is a predicted model, not a curated record. Gene Ontology annotation, molecular function: SNARE binding; clathrin binding; calcium-dependent phospholipid binding.